Molecule: messenger RNA, 251 nt
Organism: Dentiscutata heterogama
Lineage: Eukaryota; Fungi; Glomeromycota; Glomeromycetes; Diversisporales; Gigasporaceae
Source: the annotation of a GenBank genome assembly
ACAGAUGAUCUUACAGAAAUAGUUCUUCAAGCUAUAGAUGAUGUUUCUGAAGAACUCAGGGAAAUUAGUUUAAAGAUUCACGAUCAUCCAGAAUUGGGAAAUGAAGAAAGAUUUGCUCAUGAAUUAUUAGUUAAUUAUCUGAAAAAGAAGGGAUUCAAAGUAACUCCAAGUGCUUAUGGCCUUGAAACUGCUUUUGUUGCUGAAUUUCAGUCCAAGGCUGGUGAAGGUCGUGUGGUUUCCUUUAAUUCUGA